Messenger RNA from Acanthoscelides obtectus, 11637 nucleotides. The record is from the annotation of a GenBank genome assembly. Lineage: Eukaryota; Metazoa; Arthropoda; Insecta; Coleoptera; Chrysomelidae.
UCUUUUUUUGCAGGAUAUAAUCUAAAUCCCGAUCAAGAUGCAGACGGCUCAAUCAUCGGGAACUACACAAAUGAACCAGUUCAGGAGCUAUGUCACAAUGCUAGGUGAUCCAGACUGCAAAGAUGGCCUUAAGCUCAAGGCCACACAGGAAAUCAGCAAGCAUUUUGAGAUGAUUCUGAACUCUCCAAUGUAUCCUGGUUUUUUGGACCACUCUAUAAAAAUAUUUUUAAAAAUUCUAGACGAGGGAGAACCCUUGUUCAUAGCAGAAUACAAUUUGCAACAGGUUAGGAAAUUAAUCCUAGAGAUGUUGUAUAGACUUCCUACAAAUGAUACGUUAAAGCCGUAUGUUAGACCUAUUUUACAGCUAAUGAUGAAGUUAUUAGAAAUAGAUAAUGAAGAGAAUGUUCUGGUAUGUUUGAAGAUUAUUAUUGAACUCCAUAAGCAGUAUAAACCAGUGUUCAGUACCAGUAUUCAAAGGUUUCUUCAGUUUGUCAAAUCAAUAUACUCAAAUCUACCCAAUCACAUGGACAAAAUUUUCGAACCUAGACCACCAAUAAAAGUGAAGGAUUUGAGUGAAAUUAAUAUGGAAGAACUUCUAAAAGAAACCUUUACAAUGACUAUAAUACAAACUGAAACUAGGAAUAAGGAUGGAACUUUGAACGCAUAUUAUUUAAUCCCAAAAGCAGUACUUUCUCUAAAAGUACUACAGGAACUACCAAUCAUCGUGGUGCUUAUGUACCAACUGUAUAAAUUGAACGUAUAUCAAGAUGUAAGCGAUUUCAUCCCCCUAAUCAUGAAUACUAUAACGUUGCAACCAACGCCAGAACAGAGACAAGCUGAGACCUUUAACAAAGAGAUUUUUGUUGACUUCAUGGGGGCUCAGAUAAAAACUCUGUCUUUUCUGGCAUAUAUCAUAAAAAUAUAUCAAGAAGUUGUUCAAACUCAUUCGGCGAAGAUGGUGCAAGGUAUGCUGGGACUUUUGACGUUAUGUCCACAAGAAGUAGCUCAUUUACGAAGAGAGUUGCUGAUUGCUGCAAGACAUAUUUUAGCUACUGAUCUGAGAAAUAAUUUUGUGCCUCACAUGGAGAAGCUAUUUGACGAAGAUGUGCUCCUGGGAAGAGGGUGGACGACUCACGAGUCUUUGAGACCCUUAGCUUAUUCAACACUUGCUGAUUUAGUUCAUCAUGUUAGGCAGCAACUGUCCUUGGCUGAUUUGACUAGAGCUGUGCAUUUGUUUAGCAAAAACGUCCAUGAUGAUAGCUUGGGAACCUCGAUUCAAACUAUGUCAUGCAAGCUGUUGUUGAAUCUGGUCGAUUGUAUAAGGAUACGAUCGGAAGCUGAGAGCAGCAACGAAGGUAGAGAACUCCUUAUGAGGAUGCUGGAAGUUUUUGUUCUAAAGUUCAAAACUAUCGCAAAAAUCCAGCUCCCGAUAUUGAUUAGCAAGUGUGAACAACGUAAACAGGAGGCUCAAACUUUGCUUCAAAAUCAACAACAAAGUGGCAAUGUAGAGAAGACGGAGGGUGAUUCUAAAAAUAAUGUGGCUGACGUGCUGGAAAGCGUUUUGUGUCAAACCGCAGGAACCCAGCCUAAGGAGGAAACAAAAUCAAAGUUUGGGUUUCCGCAAAACAAUAAUUAUAACGUUGCUGACUACAGAAGCUUAGUGAAAACCUUGGUUUGUGGUGUGAAGACUAUCACUUGGGGUUGCUCAGCUUGCAAGACGACGACAGGCCAGACUUUGAUCCAAUCCAAACAUUUCCAACCACACGAAACUCUAGUUUUUGUUAGACUGGUAAAAUGGGCUCUGAAAGCAUUGGAUAUCUAUACUUUGAAUAUAGGACCUCAACCAGGUAUUAUACCCCCAAGAAUCAACCAAAACAAUGUCAGAACUAAAGAAGAAAAGGAAGUUUUGGAACAUUUCAGCGGAGUGUUCUCUAUGAUGAAUUCUCAAACCUUCCACGAAAUCUUCUCCACGACCAUCGAGUACCUGGUGGAAAGGGUGUACAAGAACCCCACCUUACAAAUAGUACCAAAUACGUUGCUUGCCAACCCUACAACAAGUCCAAUAUUCGCAACUGUUCUUGUGGAAUACCUUUUGGAACGAAUGGAAGAGAUGGGGUCAAAUCUAGAAAGAAGCAACUUGUAUUUGAGGUUGUUUAAGCUUGUUUUUGGUAGUGUAUCGCUGUUUCCACAAGAGAAUGAGAAUAUGUUGAGGCCGCAUCUACAUCAGAUAGUGAACAGAUCUAUGGAACUGGCAAUGAGCGCCAUGGAGCCCUACAAUUACUUCCUGCUUCUCCGAGCAUUGUUCCGUUCUAUUGGAGGUGGAAGUCACGACUUACUCUAUCAGGAGUUUCUCCCAUUGUUGCCAAAUCUGCUGGAAGGUCUAAACAGGCUGCAGAGCGGUCUGCAUAAGCAACAUAUGAAGGAUCUGUUUGUCGAACUCUGCUUGACUGUUCCUGUCAGGUUGAGCUCAUUGUUGCCCUAUCUUCCUAUGCUGAUGGACCCAUUAGUGUCAGCUUUGAACGGGUCUCACGUACUGAUCAGUCAGGGUUUAAGGACGUUGGAGCUCUGUGUGGAUAACCUGCAGCACGACUUCUUAUACGAGCAUAUUCAACCUGUGAGAGCAGAGUUGAUGCAGGCUCUAUGGAGAACUUUGAGGAAUAAUGAUCAAGUAGCACAAGUUGCCUUUAAGGUUUUGGGCAAGUUUGGCGGUGGUAACAGAAAAAUGAUGACAGAACCACAAAAACUGGAAUACAUAUCGUCAGACUUUGAUCCUCCUGCAAUUUUAGCCAAGUUCCAUAAUCUAGAACAAACUAUAGAUUUCCCAGUGUCAAAGAUAAUUGAGACUGCUUUCAAUGCUCUGAAACAGAGCAACACAGAUCCCUUCUACAGAAAACAAGCUUGGGAGGUCAUAAACUGCUAUUUAACCGCCUCUAUGAAUUUGAAUGAUGAUGAAAAGACGCUCAUUAAUCUAUUUUUGCAUCCUAGUUUCCAAGAUCCUAACACUAUACCGAAUAUUAAAGGAUCCACUUACAAAUCUAUCUAUAAACAAGCUAGAGAAACACAUCAAACAGCUCUAACAGGAAUGUUCGUUGGUGCUGCUAUAAAGGAACUAAGAGAACCAGUGGUACCAGUUCUAGUAUCAAUAGUGAGACAUUAUACAAUGGUUGCGGUUGCACAACAAUCUGGGGCUUUUGCCUACACACCCAAACGCAACAAACAAGUCACUCUGGAUCCGUUGGUUCUAGUAGAUGCAUUAGCUAUCAUUAUGGGACAUGAAGAGAGAGAACUGUGUAAACCAGGGCACUUAGGACUAGUGCUCAUUGUAGAUACAGCUUCUACGCUUCUGGGUAGCAGGGAAAUGGCAUGCCGUCUCCCUCUUAUCGAAUACCUUUCAGAAAAAAUGUGCGCGCUUUGCUACGAAAGAGCCUGGUACGCAAAACUAGGUGGUUGUAUCGCCAUCAAAUUCAUGUUCGAAAGAUGCGCUUUAAAAUGGGUGUACGAGCACAUGUUCACGUUCCUCAAAGCGUUGCUUUUCGUAAUGAUGGAUUUGACAGGUGAAGUGUCAAGUGGAGCAUUGGACAUGGCCAAAGACAACCUGCAGAAGAUGCUGGUAGUCUGUGUCACUCCUCCACCUGAAGGGUCUGAUCAGGCUACGAAGGAUCUGCAACAAACUGCCUUGGAAGAGGUUACGUAUGAGUUAGUCAGGCAGGUUACCAGCCCUCAUACAAUGAUCAGAGAACAGUCGAUGGCUUCAUUGAAGCUUCUAGCAGAAAAGCAGAAUAAAACAGUAACUGCGGUUAUGGAACCAUCUAAAGACGUUCUGGCCGACAUGGUACCACCUAUGAAGCAUUUGUUGAAACACCAACCAGCCAUAGCUCAAAUGGGUCUUAUGGACGGAAAUAUGUUCUGUACAACAUUGAAUCCACGACUUUUUACUAUAGAUAUGAAAAUAAAGGAACACAGCUUGUUCAUACAAGAUCUUCUGUCGUUAUGCAAUACCGAAGAUGCCAAACUAAAUACAUUUUUUUGUUAUAAAUCUAUUACAAACUUCAUACCACUGAGAACAAGCGCAUUGAGGGUACUAGCGGCUUGUUACUACCUGGAAGAAGUACGAGAAGAAAUAUUCCAUGUGCUGUAUAAAGCAUUAGAAAAACCUAAUGCUGAGCUUCAAGAGACUGCCUUUGAAUGUAUGAAAAAGUUCAUAGCUGGUUAUCCUGUUGAAAAGGACUUGGUUCAUCAAACAGUUAGACCGUUGCUCAUGACAUUAGGAGAUUUCAAAAACCUUACAUUGAAUGGUGCCAAAAUGUUAUCAUACUUGACCCAAUUGUUCCCUAAUGUUUUCAACGAAAAACUCUGCGAGCAAUUACUGGGAAUCUUGAAACAGCUGAUGGUACAUCUCACUAAUACAUAUAAGGCAAUUCAAGAAGCGAAUACAAACACAAAUGGUCUGUCUAAGAAAGGAUCCGAAGAACAAAAAAUCGUAACUAUAAUAAGUAUCUUCCACCAGACUCCAGCAGCUUCCUCAAAGUUUAUCAGUCAACUCUGUCAGUUAAUUCUCCAGACUGAACAAGCUAUGGGUAUCGAGGCCAGCAGCCCAUUCAGAGAGGUGCUCAUGAAAUUCUUGUUGAGGUAUCCAGGUGAAACGUUGGAAAUGUUCUUGAGCGAUAGUUACAUCAAGGAUAAACAGUUUAGCAGAUAUUUGGAGUUCUUGUUAAAGCAAAAAGACGGAAAACUCUUCAGAGACUACAUACCAAACAACAUGGUGAAACGGCUGAUCAAUAUGGUGCUCUCGAACUACACAAAUCUAACCUUAGAAGCACACGAACGUAACGAACUCCAGUAUCAGGCCAUCAGAAUCAUCUCUCUGUUGAUAAAAUUCGACGACCAAUGGCUUUCGACUCAGCAAGAACUAGUCGACGCAUUAAAGCAAAUUUGGUGCGAUGAUUCAUAUCAAGAAAGACAUAAGAAUAUCGAACAGUUAGAGUAUACCCAUUGGAAAGAACCCAAGUUGUUGGUGAAGAUACUCCUGCACUAUUUCUGUCACCAUCCGAACGAUAUAGAUCUGUUGUUCCAAUUGAUGAGAGCUACGGUGGAUAGGUUCAUUCCAGAGUUUCAGUUCUUGAGAGAUUUCUUGGAACAUACUGUCGCGCAAAAUUAUACGGUAGAGUGGAAGAGAACUACCUUCUUUAGGUUCGUCGAGUUGUUCCCGAUGAAUGAUAUGUCCCAGGAAUUGAAAGCUAAAGUGCUACAACUAAUUCUGAUACCAUGUUUUGCUGAAAGCUUUGCAAGAGGCGAAACUAAUAAGUUGGUUGGAGGCCCGCCUAUGCCUUAUCAAGAUAGCAAUGAUAAUGUAGUCUCUGUUUUCAUCAACAAGCUGAUUGAUCCUGACAAUCCAUUCCCAUCAGCCGAUUGCGUUCGUAUUUCUCUCCUGCAAUUUUCCUGUCUGCUGGUGGAGAAAGCUAGUCCCCACAUACACGAUCACGACGCAAACAAUAAGGCUGGUCAAAGUUUCAAGCUCAGACGCCUCAUGACGUUCGCUUGGCCUUGUUUGCUUGGUGAAAAUUGCAUUGAUCCUGCCACUAGGUACCAUGGGCAUUUGUUGCUGUCGCAUAUCAUUGACAAGUUUGCAAUACAUAGGAAGAUUGUACUACAAGUAUUCCACAGUCUCCUUAAGGCUCACGCAGUUGAGGCUAGAGGUGUGGUGCGGCAGGCGCUGGAAAUUUUGACACCCUCAAUGCCUCUCAGAAUGGAAGAAGGAAAUACAAUGCUUGUACAUUGGACGAAGAAAAUCAUUGUUGAUGAAGGACAUUCUAUGCAGCAAUUGUUUCAUAUUUUGCAACUUGUUGUCAAGCACUAUAAGGUUUAUUAUCCAGUCAGACACCAUCUCAUUCAGCAUAUGGUAAGCUCCAUCCAAAGGCUUGGAUUCAGUCCUACUGCUACUCUAGAACAUAGGAAGUUAGCUGUUGAAUUGGCUGAAGUUAUUAUCAAAUGGGAGAUAUAUGGUAUCAAGGAAGAAUCUGAAAAUGCUGAGGCUGGUGAAGGCACGUCAAAGAGACCCAUAAAUGAUGAUGGCGAGAGUAGCAGGAAGAAAUUUGCAAUUCCUGGUCCUUCCGGGUCUACAACUCCUACCCCAGCUAUAAAAACAGAGCCUGGUAUCAAAACUGAUAUGGGACCUAUUGAUAAACAACACAUUGAAACUGUUCUAAACUUUCUUUUGAGACUAGCAUGUCAGGUGAAUCCAGUGAACCCAGUGGCCAACAGCCCAGGCGAAGUUCUUUCGCGACGCUGCGUGAUUCUCAUGAAAACUGCUGUAAAACCAGACAUCUGGCCUUACACGAUAGAUCUCAAACUCGGCUUUUUCGAUAAAAUUCUCGUGAGCAUUGAUCAGCCCAAUUGCAACAUUGCCAAUAUUUGCACGGCAUUGGAAUUGCUGACUUACCUGUUGACGGUCUUUGACAAAAAGCAGAUCCUCAACAGUUUUAAGCCGUUACAGGAGGGUAUAGGUGCUUGCGUUACGUCAAAUAAUAGCAAAGUGAUAAAGUUGGUACAUAAUUUGUUGACUAAGCUGUUUGCCCUGUUCCCUAUGGAAAGGACCAAUGCGAAUCUGAGCUGUAAAUACGAGGAGUUGGAAGUGCUGUAUUCUACAGUCGGAAAGGUUAUAUCCGAAGGUCUGAACAACUAUGAGGUCAAAGAGAACCCAUCAAACCUCUUCAGUACUGUAAUGAUCUUAAAAGCGGCCUGUGCGAAUAAUCAUUCGUACAUUGACUUGUUGAUCACACCGUUCAUGCGAGUGUUGCAUAGAUUGGCCAAAGAACAUCUGGCCCCUACUACAACUGAAUACAUGGCCCUUACCAGCGAACUGUUGAUUCUGUGUCUAGACCUGGUGAAGACUAGAGUUGUGGUCAUGGGUGUUGAAAUGAGGAAAACAUUUAUUGGGGCCAUAUUGGUCGGGUUAAUUGAGAAGACGCAGGAUAUCAAGGUUAUGAAGGCUAUUAACAAGAUGCUGGAAGAAUGGAUGAAAUGCAAAAACGUAGUGACAUUGAACCAAGCUCCUAGCUUGAGGGAGAAAUCAAUAUUGCUGGUGAAGAUGAUGCAGUAUGUGGAGAAAAGGUUCCCUGAUGACAAUGAACUUAAUGCACAGUUUUUGGAGCUGAUAAACUAUGUGUAUACUGACAAACAUUUGAAGGCAACAGAACUGACCUCAAAAUUAGAGCCUGCAUUUUGGCGGGUCUACGUUGCAACCAGCCUCACAUCAGAGCAAAGUUUUUCAAAGUUUUCGACGAAUCUAUGAGUAGAAGACUACAUGACAGAUUAUUAUAUAUCAUAUGCUCCCAGAAUUGGGAUGCUAUAGGUCCUCACUAUUGGAUCAAGCAGUGUAUCGAGCUGUUGCUCAUAACUGCUGCGCCAGAUAACGGUAUAAAAAUGUCCCAUGAAAGCAGCAUUUUGCCCAGCAUAACCUCCGCCAUAAACCACGCAGAUAAGCAUAAAAAAGAGGAGUUCAGUUUGUACCAGAUCCAAAAUCCUGACAUUUUCAAUUCAUCUGAGAUCAAAGAGGAAGUACUCGACGUGGACUUGACUAACGUUGAUGCUAAUCCAAAUGUGGAAGAAAAACCAGUGAUCCGAGAAGAGACUAUUGAAAUGAUCAAGAAGCACUAUGAGUUCAUUCAGGUUUCAAGAAACAUAAAUACAGAACAAUUUCUUGUUGCUGCUGCUCAGUUGUGUCAUAUGGACACAGCCUUAGCUGAACAUGUAUGGCUAGCGCUGUUUCCCAAAAUUUGGAGUAUUUUAGAGGAGCCUCAUAGAGCAGUUCUAGCUCAAGAAAUAUUACCAUUCAUAACAUCUGGUACACAUAUAAUUCAGAAGGAAUGUCAUCCAAGUGCUGUGAAUACUUUUGUGGAAGCCCUGUGUAGAUGCAAUCCACCCGUACAAAUGGCUCCUGCUUUGAUGAAAUACCUGGGUAAAUCUCACAAUCUUUGGCACCGAAUGGCUCUUGGCUUGGAACAAAUGGCUUUUGAACCAGGUGCAGCAUUCAAGGCUACAAAUGCUCCUUCCUGCUAUGAAUUUGAGGGAGAACAAGCAAAAACUGAUCCUUUGGACUGUCUGGCCGACUUAUUCAAACAAUUGUGCGAAGAAGACCUGUGGGCGGGUCUAUGGCAACGCCACGCCCACUACAAAGAAACCGCAGCCGCGGUGGCAUACGAACAGCACGGCUUCUUCGAACAAUCACAAGCGGGAUACGAGGCCGCCAUGGCAAGGCAUCGUGCUGAAGGUGGGGCCCCAGCACAUGCACAGAGGGAGGUUUUACUGUGGGAGGACCAUUGGAUACGCUGCGCCAAAGAACUGAACCAAUGGGAAGUAUUGACGGAAUACUCCAAAAACGGCGUAAAUAACCCUUACUUGCUGCUGGAAAGUGCCUGGCGAAUACCAAACUGGGAUGUCAUGAAAGAAGCCCUGACCAACGUAGAAUACAACUGCCCCAAAGAAAUGGCGUGGAAGAUAACUAUGUAUGGAGGUUACUUGCUCAUCUGUCAGCCAGACGAGAAUAAAUUGCUAAAAUUCGUCGAGAGAUAUGUGGAAAGUGCCAGUAAUAUGUGCUUGACGGAGUGGAGACGACUGCCACAUAUUGUCAGCCACAUUCAUCUGCCAUACCUACAGGCUGCCCAGCAAAUCAUGGAACUCCAAGAAGCAUACCAAAUACACAAAGGUUUGAAACAGGGCUACCAAAACUCAUUGCAUGAUAUGAAAGCCAUAGUAAAGACGUGGAGGAAUAGGCUACCAGUGAUAGCGGACGAUUUAAGUCACUGGAAUGAUAUCUUCACCUGGAGGCAACAUCACUACCAAGUGAUAGUGAAUCACUAUGAGAGUAAUCGAGACACUACCACUGCUAAUUCUAUGUUGGGAGUCCAUGCUUCAGCACAGUCCAUCAUCCAUUAUGGCAAGAUAGCUCGCAAACACAAGUUGACAAACGUAUGCUUGGACACCUUAAACAAAAUCUACAGCAUUUCAAGUGUGCCGAUCGUGGACUGUUUCCAAAAAGUGAGGCAGCAAGUAAAAUGCUACUUGCAAAUGGCAUCAAUGAAUGACAAAAACGGUCUAGUCGAAGGUUUGGAAGUGCUCAGUCACACCAAAAUGCAGUAUUUCCAAAAAGAGAUGAAUGCCGAGUUUUAUGCUUUCAAAGGGAUGAUGUAUCACUUGAGCAACAAACCGGAUGAAGCAAACAAGGCGUUCUCAGCAGCAGUACAAAUGCAUGACACCUCGAUAAAAUCAUGGGCUCUCUAUGGCGAUUACUUAGAACAGGUCUUUACAAGAGACCCCAGACAGAUCAAUCUUGGAGUCAAUGCCAUGGCAUGUUUCUUGCAUGCCUGUAGACAUCAAAAUGAAGCUAAAGCUAGGAAAUAUCUUGCCAAAGUGCUGUGGCUGUUGAGUUACGAUGAUGAAAAGUCUAGUUUAAUGGAGGCCUUGGAUAAAUACUCUGUCGGAGUUCCACCAAUCCUUUGGCUACCUUGGACACCACAACUCGUGAACUGUUUGGUGCAGUAUAAAGGAAAUGUGAUAUUGAAUUUGCUCUGUCAAGUUGGUCGAAUGUUUCCACAGGCAGUGUAUUUCCCAAUUCGUAUACUUUAUCUGACUCUGCGCACUGCUACCGCAAGAAAGACUAAUAGUGCUCAGUCUCAGCAAUCCUCUCAAGACUCGAACAGCAGCACUGGAGGUGCCGAGGCGGGGCAAAGCGGAGAGCAAACUGAAUCUGGGGGUAGUCAAAGCAACACUGGAGGUACGGCAUCGGCCACUGUGGAAGCGAGUUCGAUCAAGGCCACGCCCACGAUGGUCAAGUGCUCACAGAUCAUGAAGAUGCAGAGGGAUAUUCACACGACAGUUUCGAGUAGUUUGGAGGGGAUUGCGGAUCAGAUGGAGUGGUUCAAAGAGAACUGGUACGAAGAGGUACUCCGCCAACUCCGUCAAGGCUUGACCAAAUGCUACGCGAUAGCUUUUGAAAACAGAGAAGCCGUCAACGAAGCCAAAAUCACCCCGCACAUAUUGAACUUCGUGAAGAAGCUGAUGUCCACUUUUGGUAUCGGAGUGGAAAAUAUUCCGAGCCCUGUGAAUGUCACGUUCAAUUCAGCGGCGUCUGAAAGUCUGGCUAGACGUGCAGAGGCGACCUAUAAGGAUCCUGUGUUCAAAGCUAUGAAACAGGAGUUUACAAAAGAUUUUGAUUUUUCGCAGUCGAAUUCAAUGAGGUUACACACGCUGAUCUUCAAGCUCAAGAAGUGGAUCAAGAUUUUGGAUAAUAGGUCCAAGAUGUUGUUGCAGUCAUUCCUGAUAGAAGAAAAAUGCCGCUACCUCUCAAACUUCACACUCAAAACUGCCGAAGUGGAGUUACCCGGUGAAUUCCUCCUGCCCAAGCACAACCACUACUUUGUGCGUAUUGCCCGGUUCAUGCCGAGGGUGGACGUGGUGCAGAAACACAACGCUGCAGCCAGGAGAUUGUACAUUCGGGGGCAUAACGGGAAGAUCUACCCUUACUUGGUCGUGAACGAUUCAGGAUUGGCGGAUGCGAGGAGGGAGGAAAGGGUAUUGCAGUUGUUGAGGAUGAUGAAUCUUCAUUUGGGCAAACAAAAGGAAACCGCUAGACGAUUUCUACAGUUCACUGUUCCCCGAGUUGUAGCUGUUUCCCAACAGAUUAGGUUAGUUGAAGACAAUCCUGCGUCCGUAUCUUUAUUGGAUGUAUUCAAAAAAGGCUGUGCAAAAUUAGGAAUAGAACAUGACGACCCGAUUCAGUAUUACUAUGAAAGAUUGGCAACAGUACAAAGUAGAGGCAUCAAGGCUAGUCACCAGGUGUAUAGGGAUAUUUUGAAAGGCAUUCAGCUGAAUAUGGUGCCAAGAAACCUUAUCAAACAAUGGGCUAUCGAGACGUUCCCUUCAGCAACAGAUUAUUGGCACUUCAGGAAAAUGUUCACUUUGCAACUGGCUCUUGCCUGCUUCUCAGAAUACGUCUUCCAUCUCACUCGUCUGAAUCCGGAUAUGAUGUAUCUCCACCAAGACUCUGGACUUAUGAAUAUUUCGUAUUUCAAAUUUGACGUAGAUGAUAGUACGGGCGAACUAGACACAACACGUCCGGUUCCGUUCAGAUUGACACCUAACAUCAUUGAAUUUCUGUCUACGAUUGGAGUUACUGGACCUCUGACUGCAUCUAUGAUUGCAGUUGCAAGGUGUCUGGUAUAUCCAAAUUUCAAGGUUCUGAGCAUUUUAAAACCGAUUUUGCGUGAUGAAAUGAUGUUAUCGAGAGCGAAAAAACCUGAAGACAUUACUGGUACCAAUCAAGAAAAGGUUUCAGAUGCUGAACAAAUCAUAAAUAUGGUCAAUAAGGCUGUGACGUCAAUCUCGAAUAGACUGAAUAGCUUGGCACACUUUGAGGGAACUGAUAGCAAGGUUGCAACACUUGUAGCUGCAGCCAACAGUCAUGACAAUCUUUGUCGAAUGGACCCAGCCUGGCAUCCAUGGUUGUAAUUCCCGUUUUUUUAUCAGUAUUUGAUACAUUUUGUCAUUUAUUGUUAAUUUAUUUUGGUUAGUUGGUUGUAUAAAGGUUAGUGUAGAUUAUUUUUCGAUAUAAUGAGAAAAAUAAUAUAAUUUCAGAAAGUA